GUGGAUGUUUCCAAUUUUUUUUGACGUAUUGACGUGGAAAUUGUGAUUGUAUUAGAGCCCCUAUUUUACAAUUUUGCCUAUUCGAAUUAUUAAAAUGAGCUUUAAAAGGGACAAGAAAGAAGAGGAAGAUGGCGGAGGCAACCCUUUCCAAAACAUCGAAAAGACUACAGUGCUGCAAGAGGCUAGGAUUUUUAAUGAAACUUCUGUGAACCCGAGGAAAUGUACACCGAUACUUACGAAAUUGCUUUAUAUGCUAAAUCAGGGUGAACAAUUGAGUACCAAAGAGGCCACAGAUGUAUUUUUCGCAAUGACCAAACUCUUUCAAUCUAAGGAUGUAAUACUCCGAAGACUUGUAUAUUUAGGUAUCAAAGAAUUAAGCUCAGUUGCAGAUGAUGUCAUUAUCGUAACAUCCAGUUUGACAAAAGACAUGACUGGAAAAGAGGAUAUGUAUAGAGCGGCGGCAAUAAGAGCACUUUGCAGCAUUACUGAUGCCACAAUGCUUCAAGCAAUCGAAAGGUACAUGAAACAAGCUAUUGUAGAUAGAAAUCCUGCAGUAAGUUCAGCUGCCCUGGUUAGCUCUUUGCAUAUGACCAGAUUUGCUCCUGAGGUUGUUAAAAGAUGGGUGAAUGAGGCCCAAGAGGCCGUCAACAGUGACAGUAUUAUGGUACAAUAUCAUGCCCUAGGUCUUUUGUAUCAUAUCAGAAAAAGUGAUAGGUUAGCCGUAACCAAACUGGUUGGCAGAUUGACCCGAAUGUCUUUAAAGUCUCCAUAUGCAGUUUGUAUGUUGAUUCGUAUAGCGGCGAAACUGAUUGAAGAAGAGGGAGCAGAUAGUAACUCUCCAUAUUUCCAGUAUAUCGAGUCAUGUUUUAGACAUAAGUCGGAGAUGGUGGUGUACGAGGCGGCACAUGCUAUCGUCAAUUUGGAACGCACCACUAGCAGGGAGUUGGCACAAGCGAUUAGUGUUUUGCAAUUGUUUUGUAGUGCACCAAAGCCAACAUUAAGAUUUGCAGCUGUAAGAACAUUAAAUCAAGUGGCAAUCACUCAUCCAGCGGCUGUAACUGCUUGCAACCUGGACUUGGAAACUCUGAUCACGGACUCUAAUCGAUCUAUUGCUACUCUAGCAAUCACCACUCUAUUAAAAACAGGUGCUGAAUCGUCAGUGGACCGUCUGAUGAAACAAAUCGCGACAUUCGUGUCAGAAAUAAGUGACGAGUUUAAAGUGGUCGUGGUCCAAGCGAUUCGCGCUUUAGCUUUGAAAUUUCCCCGUAAACACAGCGUCUUAAUGAAUUUCCUGUCUGCGAUGCUGAGGGACGAGGGCGGGCUGGAAUAUAAGGCGUCCAUCGCCGAUACAAUUAUUACGAUCAUAGAAGAUAAUCCGGAAGCGAAAGAAACCGGUUUGGCGCAUUUGUGCGAGUUUAUCGAGGAUUGCGAGCACGCCUCAUUGGCGGUCAGGAUUUUGAAUUUAUUGGGAAGGGAGGGACCAAAGACCAAACAACCUUCACGGUACAUCAGAUUUAUCUAUAACCGCGUUAUAUUGGAGUGUCCGUCGAUCAGGGCGGCGGCGGUGUCCGCGAUGGCCCAAUUUGGCGCCUCUUGUCCGGACCUCCUCGAAAACAUUCAAGUUUUAUUGGCCCGAUGCCAAAUGGACUCGGAUGACGAAGUUCGUGACAGGGCCACUUAUUAUAGCUACAUUUUGAAUACAAACGACAAAGGUCUAUAUAACACUUAUAUUUUAGAACCUUUGCAAGUUUCUGUUCCUGUACUGGAAAAAUUAUUGAAAGAGUACAGCGAAUCGAAUACCAAGGAGCCGUUUGACAUUAAAACUGUGCCGGUGGCGCCGAUCCAGAAACCGGACGAGCACGAACUAAAACAAAAGUCGGAGGGCAUGUUGAUCAGUUCGGGACCGGCUAAAGCCGCCCCCGUAUCCAGGGAGGACAACUUUGCUGAGAAGCUAUCUCAGAUUCCUGAUAUUCAAGCCCUGGGACCACUAUUCCGCAGCUCCGACGUAGUCGAACUGACCGAGUCCGAAACCGAAUACGUCGUACGUUGCGUAAAACACUGUUACGCGCGCCAUUUGGUUUUACAGUUCGAUUGUCUGAACACGUUAAACGAUCAGCUGUUGGAGAACGUCCGGGUGCAAUUGGACCCCAGCGAGGAUUUCGCAAUAAUCAGAGAAAUCCCGUGCGAGAAAUUGCCCUACAACGAAACCGGUACCGCUUACGUCAUCUUGCGAUUUCCGGAGGACGAUUUCCCGAACACCCUCGGCACUUUCGGGGCCGUAUUAAAGUUUGUCGUUAAGGAUUGCGAUCCUGCCACUGGACUGCCCGAUGUUGACGAAGGAUAUGACGAUGAGUACAUGCUAGAAGACCUGGAAGUCACCCUGGGAGAUCAAAUUCAAAAAGUGAACAAGGCAAAUUGGGCGGCAUCGUGGGAGGAGGCGGCAAAUACGUUUUACGAGAUGGAGGAUACGUACGCCCUCAGUUCGAUGGGAAGUUUAGAGGAGGCGGUGACGAAUAUCGUCAAGUUUUUGGGGUUGCAACCGGCCGAACGGACCGAUAAAGUACCUAAAGGCAAAACUACCCACACGUUGUUAUUGGCAGGUAUAUUCAGAGGUGGUAUAGAAAUCUUGGUUCAAGCUAAAUUAGCAUUGGCAGAUGGCGUGACAAUGCAGUUGACCGUAAGGUCUCAAGACGAGAGGAUUUCUGAGCUGAUUACGUCGGUUGUAGGUUAAGUUAUAAGAAAUAAAGUGGAAUUUAUCUUAGAAAAAGUCAAUGUUUAUUAUUAUGCUUAUUAAAUAAAUACUAUACAAUCUGA
This is a messenger RNA of Anthonomus grandis grandis, 2814 nucleotides long. RefSeq names its product coatomer subunit gamma (gene gammaCOP). Gene Ontology annotation, molecular function: structural molecule activity. Bases 95 to 2731 code for a protein of 878 amino acids. The record is from RefSeq and is a predicted model, not a curated record. Lineage: Eukaryota; Metazoa; Arthropoda; Insecta; Coleoptera; Curculionidae. Gene Ontology annotation, biological process: protein secretion; endoplasmic reticulum to Golgi vesicle-mediated transport; organelle transport along microtubule. Gene Ontology annotation, cellular component: endoplasmic reticulum-Golgi intermediate compartment; COPI vesicle coat; Golgi membrane. The transcript has 13 exons.